This is a messenger RNA of Drosophila eugracilis, 3091 nucleotides long. RefSeq lists its product as uncharacterized. The record is from RefSeq and is a predicted model, not a curated record. The transcript is spliced from 6 exons. The coding region runs from base 762 to 2180 and encodes 472 amino acids. Lineage: Eukaryota; Metazoa; Arthropoda; Insecta; Diptera; Drosophilidae.
AGUCUAAAAACGAGUUUCACCGCGUUCGGCUGCCGACUCGCUCAAUUUUGAAUUUUCAAUUUUUUGGACUGGCCCACUAAAAAAACAAAACAAAACAAAAACAACGCCUCAUUGCGCCCCAUUAAACAAAUGCUAAAUUAGUACGUUGUGUAAAAAAAAGGUGUAAUACCAUUAUCUUGUCGGAAUUUUUCCUACCGCAAACCCCAUUUAUUUGUGUUAGUUUUAACCUGAUUAUUUACGUAAAUUACCGCCGUGUUUGGUGUAAAAAUAAUAAUUUUUCGAAAAAUCUUCUCACCCAAAAGUGCAGUGUGUGUUUGUUUGUGCUGGAAAUCGAAAUCGUUUGUAGAACGGUAACAGGUAACAGGUAACAGGUAAAACAACAACAACAAAACAAAUCAACAAGCCAGCGAACGAUGUCGGUUAAUAAAACCAUUGAAAUGAAGUUAAAGUUGCUCCCGAGCUGCAUACAAAUGCUGCUGUAAAUAAGAAAACAAACAUUUGCCAGCUGUUAAUGAUACGACGGGAAAAGCUUCCAAGAAGUGGAGGACUCUCACUCCCUUGGCGAGGACUAACUGAAAGUAAAUUGAAAUUGCAGCACGUUCUCCAGUCCGGUCCAGUGCACAUCCAUCGAGCAGCACCAGCCGGGUUUUGCAUGCUGCCCGGGCAGAUAGCCCCGGCGUGAGCACACACACACAUCGGGCAGGGUGAAAGAUAUAGCUAUAUAGCCACAGUUCCGGACACAUCGUGUAUAUCUCAGCCAAAUGUAUGCCGGCCGGGCGACACAAUUUGCCAAAACCAUCAGCAGCAUGGCGUGCAGCAUUCAGAAGCAACCUCAGGCGCCACAAGCCGUGGAUCCUGGCAAUGCCGGAUUGGAUCGAGUAGGAGGAGGUGGUGGUGGCCCCAGUGGUGCUGGCACCGUUCCAUCCACACCGAAAACCACCAAGACAGCCCAGCCGAGGGGCUCGCUGCCAACGGAUGUUAACCAGCCACCGUUGGAAUUUCAAUGGCCACCACCCGUUCCUGUUUCGAUACACACCAGCAACUUGCGCCUGAACAUGAUGAAUCAGGAUCCCAAGGACCUGCACACAGCCAGGGCAAUCAUCGAGGAACUGCGCUCUAAGGUGCGAUUCCAGACGGAGCACAUUAUGAAGUGGAGGAAGGCAUAUGCCAUGCAGGUCCAGCAGCACUAUCGCUAUCAGAAGGAGAAAUCAGACCAGAUGAACUCUCUCACCUCACAGCUCCUGCUGUUGGAAUCCCGUCUGAAGCGAAAACAGAAGCAGAUUGCCAGCCUGUUAAACCACCGGGAGUUGACCAUCCAGCGACAGCAGAAGAUCAUCGAUACCUUAUCCUCUCGCCUCGUGGAUCAUGGCCUGGAGACCAUUGAAGCUAGCUAUGCCAACGAACUGGACUCACUGAACGAUUCCGAUUCAGCUGUGGUAUUAGAGGACAUCGACUCGGACAGCCCGAUGACUUUGGGAACGCGGCGGAAGAGCAGUGGAGCUGGAGGAUUAGGUGGUGUGCUGGGCAGCGAUGGGAUCACCAUUGUCCGCUCCAUAUCUGAUGCAAUCGAAACGAAUCACAACAAAUACGGAGCAGCCAGGCGGAACAACUGCUUUCUACGACGUCCAGACAUCCUGGAAACUGUCUACUCCGUCGAAGAGGAUCCUGAACCCACUACAGAUGUGGCCGAGAAGCGGGACAAGUUCAAGAAUCGAUCGGACAAGGCCCUAAGCUCCAGCUCAACCGAGGGUCAGAUAGAUGCCGCCAGUCCCUCGGCCUCCGACAAAGCCAAAGAGUCAUCGCCAGUAGACGGCGGACCCACCAUUCCAAGACGACAACUGGGUGCCCUCAAAAGAUCGCCCAGUCAUGAUUCACCAUGCACCACACUCAGUGUCAAAGUACCCCAGCUCCAGCCACCAUCUCCUCCUCCACCAUCGGCUACAGGACAGCAGGAACCCCUUAAUGGAAAGAACCAGGUAACCAACUACAAUCGGGUUAUGCUUAACCAUCGGUCAGUGACGAAGCCCAAGGACGUGAAGUACAAGCGCAUCAACAAGGCGAAGUCAAAGAGUCUGGAGGAGUUGCGGGGGCGUCUCAAGAACCUAGUGGAGCGACCGCCUGGACUAGAUGGUGGCUACUCCAGUGGCAUGAUGCCGCAGACGGCGCAGUCGUAUGCGUGACAUUCGCAGCAGCCCGACGGAGCAGAUUCCCAGAGGUCAACGAUGGAGGGGAAGAAAGGUCAACCGGAGGCGGCGAUGGAAGCUUCAACUGCGUCCUUGGCAAGUCAAGGAGGAGCUCGUCCGCGAAGGGAGAGCGCGGAGCCAAUGACCUCGUCCUCCAUCUCUGCCGUCCAAGAGCCGCAGGCUGGCAGACAUGGUUUUCCCAAGAGGUCGCUGACCUUGCCGCGCAUCCUGGUGCCCCGCCAAUCGACGGCGGGUUUGGCCAGCUCCAGCGGUGGUGGCGGGAGCGGGCGUGGCGGCUUCUAGCAAUUAAAGAAAUUUUUCAUACGCAAUUGUGAUAAAAAGUAAAAGAAACAUUUUCUUCCUCUCCUUUUCAGUUGCUUUAACAUGAUUCUCUUUUGUAACAUUUGUUUCCUUGACAUUUAUCCUGAGCUUAGUUUGGUGAACUUUGCAUUUACUUAAGUUUAGUUUUAGUUUUACAAAACGGAACUGCAUUUUGACUUAACAUUAAACAUGAUUUCUCAAAUAAAUAAAUCAUUUUUUAAACUUAUUUCUGUCUAUGAUUUUUUCUCAAUAACAACUUAAAAACAAAAAGCGUAUGAAAAAUUUCGUCACCUCAAAACAGUAAGUUUAAAUAAUUUAUAUAUGAACGGAAAGUGUACUCGAGGACAAUAUUUCCAAAUCCCAGAAGUUGAAUGGUGAGUAGCUCCAGUCAGUCCCAGAAGUGUGGGUGAAAAUAGGCUAGAAAGGAUAUUAUAAAAAUUUACUAAUAUUAUUACUAAAUAACAGUUAAGAUUAAAUACAUAUGUCUAAGCAAAAUGUUAAUUGUUAGUAUUGUAUUUUCCGCAACAUUUAAGAGCUUCUCUGAACUAUUCCAUAAUUAAUAAACAUUUAAGAAAUUCCUCAAAAAA